Molecule: messenger RNA, 2087 nt
Organism: Tarenaya hassleriana
Lineage: Eukaryota; Viridiplantae; Streptophyta; Magnoliopsida; Brassicales; Cleomaceae
Product: ERAD-associated E3 ubiquitin-protein ligase component HRD3A
Molecular function (GO): protein binding
Source: RefSeq, a predicted model, not a curated record
CGCGGGAAUUCCAUACGUGUGAACAUUAAUUACAUAAUUGCCACUUCUUGCCAGUUCCUCCUCCUUUCUGACAGAUUCAAUUCGAUCGAGAAACAACGACGAAGAAGAAGGUAGGAUGAGAGUCUCAGCUUUCCGAGUGAUAUUAUUCUCUCUCCUCAUUUUCUCUCUCUACGUUCAUCGUGUCCACACUGGUUCCAUCUUUCUCGUUGUCUCUGACGACUUUCUCAACGACGGCGUAACCGCCGGCGAUGAAGGGGGCGGCAGUGGAGAGUCCUCAGAAUUUGAUGAGUUCCCCGAUUCCGAUUCCAAGUCUGAGGAGGAGCUCGAUCUGGGCUCUUGGCGUCCGAUUUUCGAGCCGGACGACUUCCCCGUCCAGGUCGCAUCGCCGCAGAACUACUCCGGCGUCCACAAGAUUCUCGCGGCGGUGAGCGAGGGAAACGCCCAGAUGAUGGAGGAAGCUGUGACGGAGAUAGAGGCGGUUUCGGCGGCCGGAAAUCCGCAUGCGCAGUCGGUGAUAGGUUUCGUCUACGGAAUGGGGAUGAUGCGGAACAAGAGCGCGACGGAGUCGUUUAUGUACCUUGCGUUCACAUAUACUCGACAAGGCAUGUAUGAAAAAGCGGUCAAACCGUAUGCUGAAGUAGCGGAAGCGGCUGUGAAUAGUUUCCUUAUCUGGAAAGACUUGCAUGUGGUGGUCGACCCCAUUAGAAUUCACAGGGGAACUGAAGAAAACAAAGAUGCACUUAGUAAUUCCAUUGGAGAGGAAGACGAGGGUUUUCAGAUAUUGAAAUCUGAGGCGGAGAAAGGGGGUGUUUGGGCAAUGUACAAAAUUGGAGUGUUCUACUACUUUGGUCUGAGAGGAGUAAGGCGUGAUUAUACCAAGGCGUUGUACUGGUUUUCGAGGGCAGUAGAGAAAGGAGAACCGAAUUCCAUGGAACUUCUGGGAGAGAUCUAUGCUAGAGGAGUUGGUAUUGAGAGAAAUUACACCAAGGCAUUCGGAUGGCUUAUGCUUGCUGCAAAACAAGGUCUCCAUUCAGCAUAUAAUGGCAUCGGAUAUUUGUAUCUCAAAGGCUAUGGAGUGGAUGAGAAAAACUACACUAAGGCGAGAGAAUAUUUCCUGAAGGCUGUGGAUAAUGAAGACCCUAAUGGACACUACCUUGGGGUAUUGUACCUUAAAGGCAUUGGUGUCGAAAAGGAUGUGAGAAAGGCAUGCAAAUAUUUUAUUACUGCUGCUAACGCUGGUCUGCCAAAGGCUUCGUAUCAAGUGGCUAAGAUGUUCCAUACUGGUAUCGGGCUUACAAAGAACCUAGAAAUGGCCACUUCACAUUACAAGUUAGUAGCAGAAAAGGGACCAUGGAGUUAUUUGUCGAGAUGGGCUGUUGAAUCUUAUAUGAAAGGAGAUGUGGGUAAGGCAUUGCUAUUGUAUUCAAGAAUGGCAGAGCUUGGUUAUGAAGUUGCACAAAGUAAUGCUGCAUGGAUCAUCCAAACAUAUGGGGAGAGAAGCAUGUGCAUGGGAGUGUCUGGGUUUUGCACCGAUAAAGAGAGGCUUCAGCUUACACAUUCUUUUUGGUGGCGUGCCGCUGAACAAGGCAACGGACAUGCUGCUUUGCUCGUCGGAGAUGCAUAUUAUUAUGGCCGGGGCACCGAGAGGGAUUUUGUGCGUGCAGCAGAGGCAUACAUGUAUGCUGUACCCGAGUCAAAUGCACAAGCAUUGUUCCAUCUCGGUUACAUGCAUGAGCAUGGACAAGGGCUUCCCUUCGAUCUCGAUCUUGCCAAGCGCUACUACGAUCAGACUCUCGAGAACGACCCUUCUUCCAAAUUAGCAGAGAUGAGUGGUAAGGAAAAAAAAAAGAAUGAUGAUGAUGAUGAUGAUGAUGGUGAUGGUGAUGGUGAUGAUGAUGAGACGACAAGCAUUGGGCACAGUCCUCUGGCGAAACGGCACGAAUUUUAGUGAUUGAUGUUUAGUUUGAAGGAAUCGUAAGGAGAAGAAGAUACUUUACUUUUCAAACAAAAGUAUGUUCUUUUCUUUUCUUUUUUUAAAAAUAAUUCUAGGAACUAAAAAAGAAUGAAAAGAUACUUUUAUUGCAGCA